AUGCCUUCUGGUGUAUUAACCUUUAAAACUCCCUUACAGGUGCUUGCGCAACACAGACCUCUGCCCUCUGUUUUGGUACUCACACCCCGAAUAUUUGGAUGUGUGGCUUUCGUUCAUCUCCACAAAAAUCAACGUAGCAAACUUAAUCCUUGUGCGCUUCGUUGUGUUUUUGUGGGUUAUGCCACUCAUCAGAAAGGCUACCGUUGUUAUCACCAUCAUACCCGACGUACCUAUGUCACUUUGGAUGUGACCUUUUUGGAAUCUGAGCUGUUCUUCCAUGACUCAUCAUCCAAUUCUACGCUUCAGGGGGAGAUACGAAGUGAAGAGCAGAAUUGGAGCAACUUGGAAAACGAAGAAAUUCUCCUAUGUACAGAAAUAAUUGAUCAUCCUGAGUCUGGAGCACAAGAUUACUCUAUUCCGAACAGCGACCAAUCGCCCAUUCAUAGCGAUCAAUUACUUGACCCACCUGAUCCAUACGAAGAUAUUUCUGAUCCGAGUCUCACACCUACAGACAAUACAGAACAACAAGAUGAAGACUCCCCCUCUAACUCAACAGUACCAACAGACCAAUCUCAUGAGAAUAUCCUUGAGGUAACUACUCCUACUAGACUUGUGCAUUUAGAGGAUAAAACUAUUGGAUAUCAAUUACUUUUUAGGCAAAAUCGUGGGAAGCCACCAAACCGUUAUUCACCUGAAAUUGGCAAGACAUCCAAGUAUCCAAUUGCAAAUCAUGUAUCCACUGAGAAGCUAUCUAAACCACUCAAGGCUUUUGUGCAUCAAUUGUCUGCUAUCCAUAUUCCAACCAAGGUCUCUGAAGCAUUGAAAGAUACUAAGUGGGUCCAAGCUAUAAAAGAGGAGAUGAAAGCUCUUGAGAAAAAUCAGACUUGGACAUUGGAGACUAUACCACGAGGAAAAAAGACUAUCGGAUGUAGAUGGGUGUUUACUAUAAAACACAAUGCAGAUGGAUCUAUCGAGCGAUACAAGGCAAGACUUGUGGCAAAAGGGUACACACAGACCUAUGGUAUAGACUAUGAAGAAACCUUUGCUCCAGUUGCAAAGUUAAACACCGUCAGAGUCUUAUUGUCCCUUGCAGCUAAUUUGGAUUGGCCACUACACCAGUUUGAUGUAAAGAAUGCUUUUCUACAUGGCGAACUCACGGAGGAGGUGUACAUGGACAUUCCUCCUGGUUAUAAUACUAUUCAGACUGAAACAGUUUGCAGGUUACGAAAAGCAUUGUAUGGUUGA
Prunus armeniaca (apricot) is the source of this 1245-nucleotide messenger RNA. The record is from the annotation of a GenBank genome assembly. NCBI's taxonomy places the organism in Eukaryota, Viridiplantae, Streptophyta, Magnoliopsida, Rosales, Rosaceae.